This is a messenger RNA of Dovyalis caffra, 549 nucleotides long. Lineage: Eukaryota; Viridiplantae; Streptophyta; Magnoliopsida; Malpighiales; Salicaceae. The record is from the annotation of a GenBank genome assembly.
AUGGCUGCCAUUUCGUCCUCCGACUGCAAGCCCUCUUCCUCUAGACCUGGAUGGUCCUAUGAUGUCUUUCUAAGUUUUAGAGGAGAAGAUACUCGCAAGAAUUUUACUGAUCAUCUCUAUACUGCCUUAAUCCAAGCAGGAAUUCAUACUUUUAGAGAUGAUGAUGAACUCCCUAGAGGAGAAGAAAUCGGCCCACAACUACUCAAGGCUAUUGAGGAUUCAAGGAUCUCUAUAUUGGUCUUUUCCAAAGACUAUGCUUCCUCUAGAUGGUGCCUUGACGAGCUUGUAAAGAUUCUUGAGUGCAAACGUACUAUGGGCCAGCUUGUUCUUCCUAUAUUCUAUGAUAUAGAUCCAUCAGAUGUUCGAAAACAGAAAGGAAGUUUUGCAAAAGCUUUUGAUAGACAUGAAGACAUAUUCUCGAAGGAAAAGGUGAACAAAUGGAGAGAAGCUCUUUUGCUGGCUGGAAAUCUAUCUGGAUGGGAUAUCAGAAGUUUGGCAAAUGGGUACAUAUCUCCAAAUUUCUUAUUCCAGAUACAGUUAUAUGUUUAA